Messenger RNA from Strongylocentrotus purpuratus (purple sea urchin), 2112 nucleotides. Its product is annotated as intraflagellar transport protein 46 homolog. The transcript is spliced from 10 exons. Bases 47 to 1198 code for a protein of 383 amino acids. Gene Ontology annotation, biological process: cilium assembly; intraciliary transport. Gene Ontology annotation, cellular component: centrosome; intraciliary transport particle B; motile cilium. The record is from RefSeq and is a predicted model, not a curated record. Lineage: Eukaryota; Metazoa; Echinodermata; Echinoidea; Camarodonta; Strongylocentrotidae.
UCUCGCGAGAGAUAAAUUCCUGCAAGCGAAGAGCGAUCUUGCUCUGAUGGCGGAUGACUCUGACGACGAAAAGCAAGGAACUAGAAUUGUGAGUAACCAACCUUAUGAUGAAUCGCUAGAAGUUCCUGACGCAGAAGAAGUCGCAUCCCUCUACUCCCCCAGCCCUCGGCAGCCAGGUGCACUGCCAGGUGGACUGCUAGGUCAGAACAGAGGCAUCUCACCAGCCAUGACGGAACAGAGUGAUGACUUUGAGACAGGGCCCAUGGAGAACAAGUCGCCUGAUGUUAACCUAGAAGAGAAUGCACAUCUGGAGCCCAUUUCCCAAGCCCAGCAGCCUCUAGCUUUGCAAAGACCGGAGGCUUCCGAUGAAGAUGAUGACGAUGAUGACGACGAUGAUGAUGAUGACGAUGAUGACUCUGGAUCCAGUGACGAUGAGGAGGAUGAAGAGGACAAUGCAGGGUCUAGGUUAGAAGGAGCUUACGAUCCUGCUGAAUACGAGAACCUGGCCGUUACAUCGGAGAUCAAGGAACUGUUCCAGUAUAUCACCCGAUACACACCGCAGACCAUUGAACUAGAUCACAAACUCAAGCCUUUCAUCCCAGACUACAUCCCUGCUGUCGGCGAUAUUGAUGCCUUCAUCAAGAUCCCUCGACCCGAUGGUGAAGAAGAAUCUCUUGGUCUUACGGUCCUGGAUGAACCCUGCGCCAAGCAAUCUGAUCCUACAGUACUAGACCUGCAGCUGAGGGCCAUCUCUAAACAAACUACGAGCAAGGCUAUGACGGUUCGGAGCAUCCAGGAAGCGAGCAAGAACCCCAAGCUAAUCAACAAUUGGAUAGAAAGCAUCAGUGAUCUACACAGGUCCAAACCACCACCUACAGUGCAUUACACAAAGACAAUGCCAGAGAUUGAUGACCUGAUGCAGGAGUGGCCUGCUGAGUUUGAGGAACUCUUGAAGACCGUGGGUUUACCUACAGCGGACAUUGACUGCGAUCUGAGUCAGUACGUGGACAUGAUCUGUUCGAUCCUGGACAUCCCAGUAUACCAGAGCAAGAUCCAGGCCCUGCAUGUGCUCUUUACGCUCUUCUCAGAAUUCAAGAACUCACAGCAUUUCCAGAGUCUUGCGGAAGAGAACAAGCUCGACAACGCACUGAAGGGAGGGGCUGAAGAAGGGGAUGAAGGGGAUAGAUUAGUUCUAUGAUACAUUCCAUCCACCAUCUAAACCAGGGGGGUGUUUCACAAAGAUUCUAAGUUGAACUUAUCUCUAAGUUGGACUUAACAGUUAUGAAAAGCCGUUAGCAUCAUUGAAAAUAUUUUGUAAAAGUUAUUUCAAAAGUCCUAUUCAAAAUGCAGAGAAAAGGCAAUUUUAAGGCUACAAAUGGCUCUCCAUAAUGUUUAAGUCCAACUUAUAGUCAAGUUCGACUUAGGAUCUUUGUGAAACAUGCCCCAGGGCCCAUAACACAGAGGUCUACAAUCAUUUGCAAAAUGGCUAUGACCAAUCAGCAAUCGGAAUCGUUAUUUCAAAUUUGCAAUUGAUAGGAAACCCUUUGUGUUACAAGGCCCUAGGGGUGGUGUUCUUAAAACGAUGCUAUAUUUUUAUAAAACAAUAUUUAUUGUCAUAACAAGUCGAAAUAUGGACAUAUCAUUGGUUAAUGUCUGCAUAAAGCUGGCUACGUUGAAAAAGACAUCCGCAAGCACUAAUAGUUAGUGUUAGUGCCAAGCAAUUUUAAUUUCUUAUGACAAUUCAUAUGUUUUUCAUUCACAUAAAAGAUAACAUUGUUUUCAGAAUAUGGCCCCAUGGACCUCUUGCAUAAAUGCCUAGUAGUAAUGUAUAAACACCCCAUUCAGACAGGAAAUAAUUCAACGGAUGCACCUGUUAAAUUUCUUUGAAACAAAAUCCAUCUAUCGCGUGUCGAAAUGAAACACGGAUGAAAAGUCUGGCCACUAUUUAAUUGGUGUUCAUAGACCCUUCGGUGUGACGGACAGGCCUAGAAAUUAAUCGAGAUCUAUUUACGUUUGUGUGUCAAUUCUUUUUUCCUGACGAACUAUCUGGAAUUUGAUGGAUAAAUCCGGUGUGAAAGGGGUAUCAACUUUUAUUUAUACAAGGGUUAUAUU